AACUUGGUGGGUUCUACUAAUGACUUGUGGGCGAUUGUCCUCCCGCUCCUCAAACAGACCCAAGUCGGCAAAUUUGGACGGAAUUCACAAUAUCCAAACCGUCAUCGGGAGGACCCCUCAAGCAUCUUAUCCGGAGGGAGUCACUAAGGGGGAUAUCAAUACCGAGAGGAUCGUCUGUUAGACUUUUUGUAGCCGCUUGUGCACGCACAUGGACGUAACAUAUUUUCACGACAGACUUAACCCAUAAUAGUAUAUCCUGUAUUCUCGAAGGGACUAAGAAAGAUACUCCGCGCUGCAUCAACUAAUGGAUUGCAUUCGCCCUGGGGUUGUGCCGCAGGCGUCAUGGAUCUUGGUCCAAUCAGCGACUAGAUGUCGGUCUUCCCAUCAUGGUGUACAUCUAAUCGUGGAGGAAUCUCAAAAUGCUGCAUGGUCCCAUUCCAGUAUUCGCCACCUCCAGUGACCAUGACUGACACCAAGGCAGAGAUGCGAGAAUUCGGUCGAGAUUUACGUCGAGCUCGUACCAUCCUCAUCAAGAUCGGAACGGAGAUCGUCCAUUCCCCUGAGGGAUUAUUAGCCAUGGGGCAGAUUGGCAACAUCGUCGAGCAGAUCGCAAUACUGCACAUGCGCGGCCACAACAUCAUCCUCGUAUCGAGUGGCUCGAUCACUAUUGGCAAAAUGGUAUUGCGUCGUCAAUAUCUGCUGUCGGGGUCGAUGCAGUCACAUCUUGGUGGUCAAGUGGAAGAUAACGUGGAGUUUUACGAGAAAGCGUGUGCGGCUGCAGGCCAGAGUGGCCUGCAGAGUCUGUACGAGAUGUUGUUCUCUCAGUACCAUUUGAAUUGCUCUCAAGUAUUGGCGUCUGACACUGAUUUUCGAGAACCUCAAGUGCGUGAGAAUCUGAAGAACACACUGACGACGCUGUUGGAUGUCGGUAUUAUUCCGGUAAUCAACGAGAACGACGUCAUCACACGUCGAACAGCUCCUUUGCUAAGUGGAGAAAAGAUGGCGUGGGAUAACGACUCGUUGGCGUCGCUCUUCGCUCAAGAGAUGCAAGUGGAUCUCAUGGUGAUCAUUACGGAUGUGGACGGCAUCUACACCGCCUCGACCUCUUCUGGAGACGAUCGCAAGCUCAUCUCGCGCUUUAAGCGAGAUGAUAAGCCGUUCGUCGUGCCUGAGUCUAGAGUAUCGUCCAUGGGUCAGAACGAUAAGGUGCACUCGUGUAUCAGAGCUGUGGAUAGCGGGGCUGUUCGCGCUGCUGUGGUCGCCAAGGCCGAGCCAGGAGUUCUGCUACGCAUUGUCAAGGGGGAACGUGUGGGAACGCUCUUCAUAUCGCCAGACGGCAAACCCAUCGGUGAUGCUACAACAGAGGAGAAACACAUUGACCCACUGUAUACUGGUAUUGCCAAGCGAACUCGAGGCCAGUUGAGUAAGUUGUAGGCAGACUACACACACUACUGAUGCUACUCACUGUACCGCACCGGAACACAAUCGAUGUGGUACUUCAAAUAGCAAGUAUUCUAGCUCCAGUAUCGGUUUUAGUAGUGAAGCUGUGUUCAUCCUAUCUUCUACUAGCACUCUCGCACUCUGUUUAAGCGAGGUAUUAAGGUCAGUAUUUGCACCUAGCAGCAUUUGGUCUCGGUAGACUUUGAGUUGUUUGGGGCUGCUGACU
Molecule: messenger RNA, 1666 nt
Organism: Phytophthora nicotianae INRA-310
Lineage: Eukaryota; Oomycota; Peronosporomycetes; Peronosporales; Peronosporaceae
Exons: 1
Coding region: 370-1434 (354 amino acids)
Molecular function (GO): kinase activity; ATP binding; glutamate-5-semialdehyde dehydrogenase (NADP+) activity
Source: RefSeq, a predicted model, not a curated record